GCAGUGCACAUGCGCAGAUUCGCCGCCAACAUGACAGUUUGACUCGGGUCAGCUCAGGAAUUCUGCACUCGGACUUUACUAUGGACCUGAGAGGACGAUGGAGACUUUCUCUGGGAAACGGCUUCUGGUUCUGCUGCCUGCUCCUCGGUCUGGUGCUGCAUUCAGGUCCAGUGUAUUGUAUAGAAGUUAGUGCUCCAGAGGAAAUUAAAGCGGUACGUGGAGAGACGGUCACCCUGUCCUGCUCUUUCACUUCCACCAGUCGAGCCACCGACCUCCUGUCCGUCAACUGGUCCUUUAGACCUCAGAGUGGAGGCCUGGCCCACAAUUUCUUUCACUUCUCCUCCGCGAAGGCGUACCCCUCGUCGGAUGAGCGCUUUAAAGGCCGUGUGAAAUGGGUCGGCGCUCCGUCAUUGGGGGAUGCAUCGAUCCAGCUCCUCAACGCCUCGCUCAACGAUAAUGGCACGUACUCCUGCACCGUCCGCAACCCCCCCGAUGUCCACGGCCCGUCCUCCCAGACCGUCCUCACCGUCACGCCCAAGAAGGUGGGUGUGCGUUUCUCUGAUGUGGCUGUGUUGUUAUUGUUUAUUAUCGUGCCGUCGGGGCUGAUAGCGCUGGUGCUGUUAGUGCGAAUCUUGUGUCCGUGCUGCUCACCUGUGAAGAAGAGCUCGGGCCUCAGUCGCCACUCGCCUAUAGAGGUCACUGAUGGGGAGGAGUGCCUCUACAAGCAGCCCAAGCAGAAAACUCCAACAUGCUGUGAACUGUAUUUGCUGGACUCGGAUGACGAGGAGUACUAUCAUCAUCACGAGAAACAACGCAUGGAGACAAUAGCUGAGUCCCAGUGUUAGCCUCUACUGGACUCUAGCUCGUCCUGUAAUCGUCCUGACGUUUGUGUAGGAGCCUGGAAAAGAAACUGCAACUGGAUCAAACUUGCUAUAGACAAACUGUGCAGAUAGACCGACUCUAGCUUGCCUGUUUCAGGUUGGAGAUUGGUCUCAUAAACUUGUACUUAAAGCCUACACUGACCUGAUCCUCUGCUGGAGUUCAGUCCAUUCUGUUCACUCUUAAGGGUUUAAAAAAGGGUUUUUUGAGUUGAGGCCAUAUGGGGGAAACACUUGUGGUUUCUUAUAGCAGUGGUUCUCAAACUGAGGCAGAUCCCGAGAUGGUCCACCUUUUUGCUCUGACCUUUUAUGUUGGGAUGGAGUAAAAAUGUGGACAGCAUAGGGGUUCCUUUUGGACCAUUAUGGGAACCUCUGCACUACAGCGAUCCUCAGGCACCCCCAGACAGUCCAGAUUUUGUGCUUCCUAACUUGCAACCCAUAGGGUUAGAGCAAAAAUAUGGAGCAUCUGGUGGUCACUAAAGACCGCUUUGAGAACCACUGCUUUAAGAAGCACAGAACCUUUCAGUACACGUUUCAGUGCAAAUAAAAUGGCUGAAGAACAGAAUCUGAAACUUGAUUCUGUACUCAUUAAAGGUUAAUCAUACAUCCAAGCCAAGAACCAAUAUUGUGCUAAUGGCUAACAGAUGAUACGUUAUGCAACCCUAAUAACCUCCAGGGAUGAAUUUGAGAGGUUGAGGGUCUACAUUUGGUCUCUGGCUUACUGAAAAAUCUUAAUUUACAGCCCACCCGCAAUCCCUCCCCUCCCCAACCCAAAGGGUAGUCGUUUGACCAAGUUGUCCCAAAUGUUUAUUGCCUGAAAUUUGCUUCUUUAUUUUGCACUGGAGCUAUGAAGCUAAUGUUACAAGCCUACAAGUCAAACGAUUUUGGAAGUCUAGUUACCUACACUUCCAUUACUUGUUAGCUACAUUACCUUUGUAGCUUCAGCACAAAACUAAAGAAGCAAACCUCAGACACCAAACAUGAUCAAAGAGCAAAAAUAUCUACAUUUUGGGUAAAUUAGGUUACUGCCAAACUCCUCUGAUGGAUAAAUCAGAAACCAGGCCAAUGUCUGCUAUGAUAUCUUAAAUUCUAGUACUGCAGACUGUCCUUCAGUAAACUCAGCUCCACCAGCAAUGCUUCAAUGGGGAGUCAGGUCAGGCACCACCCUGAAGAGCUAAAUGUAUGAUUUCCACCUUCUUCUAUGGGAAAUUUGUAUUAACUGUACCUUCACUGGCCUAUUUAGAUGAUAUUUCCUUUGUCUCAGACCAUGUUCCGGAUUCACAGACAGAGUGCUGGAGUAAUUACAUGCUUAAUGGCAAUUCCCUGUUGAAAAUGUCUUUAGCGCAGAUGCCGUGUCAAACUACUGCUGAUUGACUCUCAGUUUCUGCCUUGCAUAUUAAACUGAGACUAUACUGGCACUCUAAAAAAAUAAAAUGAAAAGGUUCUUCAAUCAAAA
Molecule: messenger RNA, 2334 nt
Organism: Colossoma macropomum (tambaqui)
Lineage: Eukaryota; Metazoa; Chordata; Actinopteri; Characiformes; Serrasalmidae
Gene: mpzl3
Product: myelin protein zero-like 3
Exons: 6
Coding region: 81-845 (254 amino acids)
Cellular component (GO): membrane
Source: RefSeq, a predicted model, not a curated record